Molecule: messenger RNA, 2917 nt
Organism: Cololabis saira (Pacific saury)
Lineage: Eukaryota; Metazoa; Chordata; Actinopteri; Beloniformes; Belonidae
Gene: slc37a3
Product: solute carrier family 37 member 3
Exons: 14
Coding region: 267-1772 (501 amino acids)
Biological process (GO): transmembrane transport
Cellular component (GO): endoplasmic reticulum membrane
Molecular function (GO): transmembrane transporter activity
Source: RefSeq, a predicted model, not a curated record
GCGCGCCGCUGCGCUCAUCACGGCUACGUCGACGCUCCGAUUCACAGUAAACAAAGAUUGUCAGAAAACCAAAAACAAGCGACCAACGACAUCCUGCUCGGAAAGGAAGAGCUCUGUUCCUGUAGUGAUGCGUUUGUCCCAGUCUGGUUAAGUGGAGGACUCUAGCCGAACCUCCUCCCUCCUCCUUCCUAUCCUUGAAGACCUUCAUCCACUCCACCUCCUUCCUCAACCCCUGUCUCCUCUUCCUCCCUCAAGCCAUCCCUGUGAUGCCUCCCUUGUAUUGUGGCUAUCUGUCACAGUACACCCAUCAUCAUCUGGCUGUUUUCCUCCUUACUUUUUUUAGCUAUGUGCUGCUGCAUGCAUCCAGGAAGACGUUCAGUAAUGUGAAAGUGAGCAUCUCUGCCCAAUGGACGCCAUCGUUCCAGAAUGACAGCGCAGCUGCCUUCUCCCCCGGCGAGACAUGGGAGGACAAUCGCCUGUUUGCAGAUGAAGAGCAGGCCACCUUAUUUCUGGGAGCUCUUGACUCCAUCUUCCUCUUCUCAUACGCAGUGGGCCUGUAUUUGAGCGGCGUGAUUGGGGACAGAGUCAAUCUGCGCUACGUUCUCUGCGUCGGCCUGUGUGGUUCUGCUGCUGUGGAAUUUGUGUUUGGCACUCUGACCGAAUGGCUCCACAUUUACAACAUCUAUCUGUACUGCGGGCUGUGGGUGCUGAACGGCCUGCUGCAGUCCGCCGUCUGGCCCUGCGUGGUGGCCGUCAUGGGAAACUGGUUCGGCAAGACCGGGCGAGGCUUUGUGUUCGGCCUGUGGAGUGCCUGCGCAUCCGUAGGCAACAUACUGGGCGCCUUCUUGGCGUCCAGCGUGCUACAGUACGGAUAUGAGUACGCCUUCCUGGUGACCUCUGUUGUGCAGUUCGCUGGUGGGGUGGUGGUGUUUUUCGGGCUACUUACCUCCCCGAAGGAAGUUGGUUUGAGCAUGGAGUCGGAGACGGGUCUCCGGCCCGUGGAGACGGACACCGACAGCCACAGGCCUCUGAUGAGCGACGAGGAGGAGAAGGAGGUGGAAGUGUGCAGCAGACAAUACCGGUCCGUUCAGGAGCCGGAUGAGCCGCCGUUCGAGUCUCCGCAACCUGUCGGCUUCCUCCAGGCUUUCUGUCUGCCGGGAGUUCUGCCUUACUCGCUGGCUUAUGCCUGCCUGAAGCUGGUCAACUACUCCUUCUUCUUCUGGCUUCCCUUCUACUUGAGCAACAACUACGGGUGGAAAGAGGCCGAGGCCGACCGCCUGUCUGUCUGGUACGAUGUAGGAGGAAUCAUCGGAGGAACAGUUCUGGGUCUGGUUUCUGACUUCAUGGGGAAGAGAUCUCCGGUGCUGGUUUUCAGUCUGGUAAUGGCAAUGGGAGCCCUGGUGGGAUACAGCCGAUCUCCCAAUGACCAGGUCAUAAACGCGGUGAUCCUCGCUGCCACCGGCUUCUUCAUUGGCGGUCCUUCCAACAUGAUCAGCUCGGCCAUCUCCGCUGACCUGGGGAGACAGGACGCCCUGAGAGGCAACCAGGAGGCUCUGGCAACUGUCACUGGGAUCGUGGAUGGGACUGGGAGUAUUGGAGCGGCUGCAGGACAGUAUGUGGUGUCUCUGAUUGAGAGCAAGCUGGGCUGGAUGACCGUGUUUUACUUCUUCAUCGUCAUGACCGGGGGUAGCAUUGUGUUCAUCACCCCGUUGCUCAUCAAAGAGAUCCUAGCCAUGUGGAGGGACAGGAGGGCGCUGCGGCGCCAGCUGUGACGGCCUCCACACGUGCCAGUCCCCGGUUACGGCUCGUACUCAGGUCCCAGCAGACGUUCCUGGCGGUAGAAAACUCGGAGAGGGAUCUGGCUGCCAGUCAGACCAGACCAUCCCAGAAUGUACCCAUGUAUAUGUUGAUGAGGGUUUGAGCGAAUGUAAAUACUUCACUUUUUCAAUGUGGAUGUACCUCAGUUAAAAUUUAGGAAUUUGAAUUUUAAACCAGGAGUUUUUAACUUCAGUGUCAGACUCAUGGACACAAUCUGUGGGUGAGAAUUAAGAAUGUGAAAAGUGAUUGUAACGUAGGAAUCUGUUCUUAGCUUUUGUAAAUAUUUAAGACUUUUUUUUGUCGACCGAAUACAUUUUGCACUCGAGAGUUGCUUCUAGAUUAUUAGUCUGAAAUGAAUUUGGUGAACCACCUCAAUGUUUCUGCUUUUUAAGUUUUGGGAAGCUUUCACCUUUCAGGUACUUGACCUUUCUUGUAUCCAGUUUUCUGUUGUCUGGAUCAGAAACUAGACUGUAAAACCUUCAACUGACGGGGACUGGUUCUCUUGAUUGUUUACAAGUGCCACUCAUUUGGUCCUCCUUCCAUUAUUUACUUUUAUAUUUGUUUCUAUGUUUACACCGUACUUUUCUGUGUCUUAACUUAAGCACACACAUUAUCAGUGUUGUGUUUUUAAUAAUAACUGUACACUUGUUUACGGUUUUGUCUUUUGUGGCAAAAGCUGCAUAAUUGUUUUGUUGGUCAGGAAACUUAACUGUAAAUCUGUGUGGACCUUGCCACUUUUUAUGUUUUAGUCGUUUAUGAAUUAUUUAAGUGUUUCAUAUAAGAUCCAAUCUGUAUAAAUUCAUCUCUUUUUGAAUAAUUGUGCAGUUUAACACUUUGGUGAGGAAGCCACUACUUUUUGGGUGUAGAUAAGAUUUUGGUGUCGAACAUGUCUGAUGUGUCACAAUGUUUUUAACAACUUCAAUCAGGUCAUUGUUUUGAAUUAUCAUCUGUGCUGAGGUGAGCCAAGCAAAUCUAUGAGAAUGUAAAAUUAAAUAUUUAUGACAUGCUUAACACUUGUUUUUUGUUUUUAUGGGAAAUUUGCAUAUUUCGAACGAUGUAAAUGCUACUUUUGUUUCAAAUAAAUGCAAGUUAAAUUGUA